GCGCCGACAUGUUGGUUACUGUGGGACCGCUGAAGAGGAGCCGAGAGGAGGCACGCGCCCCAGGAAGUGUGCGUUGCCGAGGCCCUUCUAACUACGCGAGCGCCAUGGACGUGAAGAAGCUCAAAGUGAACGAGCUGAGGGAAGAGCUGCAGCGCCGGGGUCUGGACGCCCGCGGCCUUAAGGCCGAUCUGGCGGAGCGCCUGCAGGCGGCGCUGGAGGACGAGGAGGAGGUGGAGGCGGCGGCGGCCGCAGGCGGAGGUGUCGCUCCGCCGCUGGACGCGGUGGAGGCCGAGCGCACAGCCGGAGGGGGAGCCGGAGAGCAGCGCUUCGGUACUUGCCAGUAUGCAGAUGAUGAUGAUGAGGAGGAAGACGAGCAGCUGGAUGAGGAGAACAGGGAAGGUGGAGACCCGGAGGGAGAGGAGGCGUGUGGCGUUGGUGCCGUCGUGACGGAUUUUUCUUCAGAAGGUGAUGAGCAGAAGCCAGAAAUGGUGAAAGACUUUGGCGUUAGAGAGUUUCAUGAGUCAGCUGAUGACAAGUCAGGGUUUGAGCUACAGACAGGGUUGAAAGAGGAGAAACCUCAUGAGCUGGAUGAGCAGCGGAUGGAGCCGACCAACGAAUGGGAGGCACUGGAGGCUAGCCAGGCCAGCCUGGACAGCAGGGCAAUACAUUAUGAUCGCAAGAGGCCCUACGACGAGCCCAGAGGGCAUGGCUACUAUGAGUAUCGUGAAGAUAAGAGGUCCCGGUCACCCCAGCCUCCCGCAGAAGAAGAAGAGGAGGACUUUGAUGAUACCCUUGUGGCGAUUGACACAUAUAACUGCGACUUACACUUCAAAGUUUCCCGUGACCGGUACAGCGGCUAUCCUCUAACCAUUGAGGGCUUUGCCUACCUCUGGGCCGGAGCUCGAGCUUCUUACGGUGUCAAAAGUGGGCGUGUCUGUUUUGAGAUGAAGAUCAAUGAGGAAAUCUCAGUGAAGCACUUGCCAAGCAGCGAGCCAGACCCUCACGUGGUCCGAGUGGGCUGGUCCCUGGACUCCUGUAGUACACAGCUUGGUGAGGAGGCAUUUUCCUAUGGAUGUGGAGGAACAGGGAAGAAAUCGUCAAGCUGCAAAUUCGAGGAUUACGGGGAAAAGUUUGGCGAGAACGACGUCAUUGGCUGCUUUGUGGACUUUGAGAGUAGCGAGGAGGUGGAAAUGUCCUUCUCCAAGAAUGGGAAGUGGCUCGGCGUUGCCUUCUCUGUUGCAAAAGAGCAGCUUGCUGGCCGAGCACUUUUCCCACAUGUCCUCGUCAAGAACUGUGCCAUUGAAUUCAAUUUCGGCCAGAAAGAUGAGGCCUACUUUCCGCCACUGGAGCAGUACACCUUCAUCCAGAAUGUCAAGCUGGAGGAACGGAACAGGGGCACUGUGGGACCUACUUGUAAAUCUGACUGUGAGAUCCUGAUGAUGGUUGGCUUGCCAGCAUCAGGCAAAACCACAUGGGCUAUGAAGCAUGCAAAGGAAAACCCAGAGAAGAAAUACAACAUCCUGGGGACAAAUGCCAUCAUGGAAAAAAUGAAGGUAAUGGGACUCCGGCGUCAGCGGAACUAUGCUGGUCGCUGGGACAUUCUGAUCCAGCAGGCCACCCAGUGCCUGAACAGACUUAUUCAGAUUGCAGCACGCAAGAAGCGCAACUAUAUCCUGGACCAGACAAAUGUAUAUGGAUCAGCCCAGAGACGAAAAAUGCGUCCUUUUGAAGGUUUUCAACGCAAAGCUAUUGUAAUUUGUCCCACGGAUGAGGACUUAAAAGAGCGAACUUUAAAGCAAACCAGCGAGGAAGGGAAGGAUGUACCAGAUCACGCUGUCUUAGAGAUGAAAGCCAACUUUGUACUUCCUGAAGUUGGAGACUUCCUGGAUGAGGUGAUCUUCAUAGAGCUGGAGCAUGAGGAGGCUGAUAAGCUGGUGAAGCAGUACAAUGAGGAGGGUCGCAAGGCUGGGCCGCCACCAGACAAACGCUAUGACAACCGGCAGGGUGGCUUCCGGGGACGUGGUGGGUACCAGCGCUUCGACAACCGCAGUGGCUCUCGCGGGAGUUACCAGAAUCGUGGUGGGGGCGGUGGCUUCCGAGGAGGGUACAACCAUGGAGGGUUCAGUCAGAAUCGCUGGGGGGUCAAUCACAGGGAGAGUGGGUCUGGGGGACGUGGUGGCUAUAACCGCAACCACCAGUCUGGAGGUGGCUACAGUCGCCAAGGUCCUUACAACAAGGGAGGCUACAGUCAGUCACAAAUGCAGGACUAUAGUCAAGGCUACAAUCAAGGCUAUGAUCAUGGUGGGUAUAACCAGGGUUACAAUUAUGGCAGUUACAGCCAAUACCCUGGGUAUGGGCAAGGCUACAGUGAGACCUCAGCCAGUGGGCAGAGCUACAACCAGCAGCAGAACUAUAGCCAGCAAUACCAACAGUAUGCACAGCAGUGGCAGCAGUAUUAUCAGAACCAGAACCAGUGGAACCAGUACUACGGCCAAUAUGGCAACUACUCUGGGCAAGGCUCCCAGGGCUCACAGGGAGCACAAGGCACACAGUAGCAGAGUUUCCAGCUUUUCAGUUCUAGCAGCCUCUUGGGCUCAGCUCAACUCAUUGGAUCUCAUCACAGAUGCACCCAUGCCUCUCUGCUCUCUUACUGAAACUCAUUUGAACUCUUCCCUCAUCCUGACCAGUCCUACUCUCAUGGGGGUGUAUCAUACAGAUUGAUUCUCUAAGGAAGGGUGAUAAAUUGCAGAACUUGUGGGCGAAAUUCUAGCAGGUUUUACACUGAGCGUACCCAGGCUUGUAUCCAAAAACUACAGAACUAAUAACCUAUCUUUCAGAUAAUUAAGGCCCAUGAUAUUACAGCAAUCAAACAAAAGCAGCAUAGCCCUUUGCCCUUAAACUGGCAUUGCCUGCUAAACCUCUAAGAUGGCAUGGAUGGGAUUGCUGGGAUGACAGUGGAGUUGUUUGGUACACCGAGGGCAGAUCUUUAAAGAACAGUCCUUAUUUAUCACAAAACUUUCCAUCUUGGUUUGCUUUUACAUUUUAGUGAGAACUGAAUUAUUUAUGCUUUGUUAAUAGAUUAUUAUUUAAGGGGUUGGUUACAGGUUUUUUUUCCUUCCCUCUCUCUGCAGCAAAGGUCUUCCUGUAGAGCUUAUGAGAUCUGUUUCUGUAUCUUCAUAAACAUUGGUCUAGAUAACUGCUAAUUGGAUAUGCAUAAUGUUUACUUUUUAGAUUUAUUAAAAUGAACAUGUGAGGAGACCCCUUUUAACUUGUGUUUUUUGUGAAAACGUGAACCCUGUUUGUGUCUAUAAAUUUUAAGAGCAAACUGACCCAUGGCGUGAAUUUUUCUUUAGUAAUUUACCAUUUUUAAAGCUUUUAAAAUUUGACAGCGUGACCUGAUUCCCGCUUGUUGGUUGUUUUCUUCAUUUGUCAGUUUUGUGUGCCUUUCAUUGUGCCGCCUUUUAUUUAGUGUUACAUUGUCUGUAACUGCUCCUUUGCUCUGUAAAAUCAGACACUUUAUAUAAAAAUUUUUUGCAUAACCAUUCGGAUUCAGUGACCACUUCCACAUCAUCAGACUUAGCCUCAGAUCGUG
This is a messenger RNA of Scleropages formosus (Asian bonytongue), 3592 nucleotides long. It is a transcript of the gene hnrnpul1, whose product is annotated as heterogeneous nuclear ribonucleoprotein U-like 1. Gene Ontology annotation, cellular component: nucleus. Gene Ontology annotation, biological process: alternative mRNA splicing, via spliceosome. NCBI's taxonomy places the organism in Eukaryota, Metazoa, Chordata, Actinopteri, Osteoglossiformes, Osteoglossidae. The record is from RefSeq and is a predicted model, not a curated record. Gene Ontology annotation, molecular function: RNA binding; protein binding. The transcript is spliced from 16 exons. Bases 9 to 2555 code for a protein of 848 amino acids.